AUGAAUUUUGAAGAUAUUUCUUUAGAUUUAAAUAAUUAUGUCUCUAUAGGAAAAGAAUUUUCAUCAAGACAAUCUAUUGAUAAAUCAGAAGAUAGGAAAAAAAAGAAACUUGAAAGGUCAAAGAAAUUAGAAGAAUUGCUUUUGUUGGGCGGUGAUGAUGAUAGUCCAUCAAGAUAUAGUAAUGCAGAAUUAUUAAAAAUUACUAAAAAAAAGAAAAGAACUACAGAAAAAUUGAUAAAAACAGACUUUUCGAUCUUAAUCGAAGAAAAAGCAAAUGAAAUUGUAAAUGACGAUUCCUGUAGUUUUUUUCCACCACAAACACCAAUAAAAAAUCAAAAAACAAAUGGAGAUAAAGUUUUAGUACCAGGAACACCUGAUGACAAAAGUAUGGCUUCUAAAUUAAGAAAAAAUUUAAAAAGAAAAAUUACGGCUGAUGAUGAUUUGUCUGGUGAAUGUGAACAAAAUGUUGCUAAAAAAAUUUGUUUUGACAUAGAAAACAAUGAAGGUAUUUUAAAAGAAGAAAUUAAUGAUGAAAAACAAUUACCAAAAGAGGAAAUUUCAAAUGAAGUAAAAGAUGAAAUAAAAGAAGUGGUAAAAAUUGAGGAAAAAACUUUUGAAUUGAGACGCAGUCCUAGAAAAAAGAAAAUAGAAUGUUUACUUAAAACACCAGACAAUAAAAAAAGAAAUACUAAAAAGAGUAAUGAUAUUGUUCAUGAAACACCUUCUUUUAAAAUGAAAACAGUUAGAAGAAAAUCUAAUGAAUCAUACAAAAUUUCUGUUUUAGCACAAACAAAUCCAAUUGCAAAAACACCUUUUACAAGAUCUCAGGCUGCUUCAAAUUGCCAAAUAGUUGAUUGUUCAAGUAGAAGUAAUUCUUCCUUUUCUUUUCCAUCUUCAUCUUUUUCAAAAAAAAAUAUGCCAAAGUCUACAAGUCUUUUCUUGCUUGCUAAAACUGUAACUAGAUCUCGAUCUAAAAAUAACAUUCAAUUAAAACCAAAACCUCCAACAGAUUUUUCAGAACUUUUUACAAAUAAUGAUAUUGAGAAGAGAUAUAAUAUAAGGUUAAAUAAAAUUUUUAAAGAAGUAAAAAAAGGAGAAAUUUCACAUAAUGAUGUAUAUUAUGGUAAAAAUACAAAUAGAACAAACAUUUUUUCUGAUGAAAUCAUUGAUAAACUUAGAACAUCUCCUCGUAAAAAGGCUGAAAUUGCCAAAAAUCGUAGUGGAAGGACUAUUGAAAAUUCUAAUCAAUUGAAUUUUUCUCAUCAGUUACUUAACACCAGAAAUCAUUGCCUAUCAGAGUACUCUAAAAAGCAUCCAAAACAAGAAACAGGAUCUUUUAUUGUCAAAAAAGCACUCUCAUCACCAACAAAAACAUCUCAACGUAAAAUUGAAAAACUGAAAAACAUGUAA
Messenger RNA from Strongyloides ratti, 1410 nucleotides. RefSeq lists its product as hypothetical. The transcript has a single exon. The record is from RefSeq and is a predicted model, not a curated record. Lineage: Eukaryota; Metazoa; Nematoda; Chromadorea; Rhabditida; Strongyloididae. Bases 1 to 1410 code for a protein of 469 amino acids.